This is a messenger RNA of Microplitis mediator, 3163 nucleotides long. Its product is annotated as zinc finger and SCAN domain-containing protein 5B-like. The coding region runs from base 1363 to 2115 and encodes 250 amino acids. The record is from RefSeq and is a predicted model, not a curated record. NCBI's taxonomy places the organism in Eukaryota, Metazoa, Arthropoda, Insecta, Hymenoptera, Braconidae. The transcript is spliced from 4 exons.
UCAAGAGAAAAUAAAAAAAAUUUCGUCUAUGCCAUGUUUUUUAUGAUAAUCAAAAUUAAAAAAAGUUAAUUUGGUAGCAGUGAAAAAAAAUAUAGAAGACGACUAAUAAAAAAAUUUGACCGUGUAGAUUUUUUUUCAAGAAUCCCAUAAUUAUACAAUCAUCGAAAUCAAUAAGUUUGCGAGUUAAUGAUAAGAUUGGUCUCAUAAAAUUUUAAUGAUCAUAGAAAUAAACUAAAAAUUCUAGAGUUGAUUUUCUAGUAUAGACUUUAAUAAACAGGUAAAUUCAAAUCAUGUUUUCAAAUUUGAUAGUAAUACUCUGUAUGACAGUAAAGUUGGCGUACAUCUGCCAAUUUUUAAAAUUUUUAAACAAUAAAAUAAAAUUUUUUUAACAAAAAAAUUAAAAAAUGGAUUUUUAGAAAACUGUAAAAUCAGUACACGACAGCAAAAAAUCACCGGGGUAAAUCCAAAUGGUGUAGGUGUUAAAAUUGGCGGUGCUAAAUUUCAACCCCGAAAGCGGUGUGAAAAUAACGCCGUCGCCGGUGUAAAUAUUCUUUAUCGGUGUUAAAAUAUUUUACUUUGGAAAUGUGUGCAUAUGUGUGCGCGUGUUUGAGUGCGUGUGUGUGUGUCAAAAUAUUUUUUGCUUUUUAUAAGCUUUCCAAAGCUGAUACUUCGAGCGGACGCAGUCUACUCCACUUUUACACCGGUUUAACACCAAUAUUUUAACACCGCCGAAUUACGCCUUUUACACCGGUGUAAUUUCAUUUUAACAUCGCGCGGAGUUAAAAUGAGUCCAUUUUUAACUCCGCUCUUUUACAGUGAUCCAUUUUUUUAUAUUUUAUCAAUUUAAUAGUUUAAUUUUUUAAUACGUAAUUUAAAAAUUGUCUGCUACAUUUACACUCAUAUUUUUAUACAAUAUUUGUAAUUUCUACAAAUAAAAAAUUUUUAAUUUAGACAUUUAAUAGUUUAGUAACUUAAUUAUUAAUUAACUUUGACUAAAAUAAUUUUUUAAAUUAAAUACAAAACCAAAGUAAAAUACAAAAUUUUUUAUUAUUAAAAUUUUUUAAUAAAUUUUAAAUUUACAAAUAAUAUUAAGCCAUUAAAAAAAUAUUGAAAUUAUCAAGAUGAUCUACACAUGUCUAUAGUACAUAUAUAUGCAGUAAAAUUUAAAAAAAUUUAAAGAAAACAAAUGAGUGCAGAAAAUCCUGUCUACAGAGUGUCGCCCAGUGAUUUAACUCGACAAAGCUUGUCACCAAAAAAUAAUUAUACUCAUAUUAAUAAUAAUUAAUAAAUGCAUUUAUAACUAUUAUUUUUUUUAUAAUUGAAUAAAUAAUUCUCUUUAAUAUAAAGAAUAAUAUCAAUAAUAUGCCACGUUGUUUAAUGAAAUCAAUAGUAAGAUAUCGUCAAGAAAAUAAUUAUGAAGAUAAAUUAUCAAGAACAGCUUCAGCAGGAAUUUCAAAUAAAAAAAAGAAAGUUAAAGAAACCAAAAAAAAUAACAAUAUUAAUUACUCGUCACUGCCUAUUAUGACGAGAUAUUUUUUUAAUAAAAAUAAUUCAUUAAGAGAUCAAGUACCUCUGGGAUUACGAUUGAAUUUCGUCGAUAUUGAUAACAAUGCCGGUUGCUCAGCCGAUAAUAAUACGGAUUUAAAUAUUAAAAAUAAUAAUUAUUGUAGUUUGUAUAAUAAUAAUUACCCAGAAAUUAAAGUGGUGGAUAAUUACGUCAAAAAUAAUAUUGUUGAUAAUAUUUUUAAUGAUAAUAAUAAAUUAGAUGUUGCUGUGUCUAGCAAAGAGCUUCAAAUUGAUGAGAAUGAGCAAAAUGGUAAAAAAAAUAAAACACUACAUCAUUGUCCUUAUUGUCACAAAAGUUUUGACCGUCCUUGGGUUUUGAAAGGACAUUUGAGACUUCAUACGGGAGAAAGGCCUUUUGAGUGUCCGGUUUGUCAAAAGUCAUUUGCUGACAGAUCUAAUUUACGAGCACAUCAAAGAACGAGAAAUCAUCACGAGUGGCAAUGGAAGUGUCAAAAUUGUUUCAAAGCAUUUUCACAACGACGUUAUUUAGACCGUCAUUGUCCCGAAGCCUGUCGUAAAUAUCGAUUAUCCCAAAAACGCGGCGACUAAUAAAAAUAAAUCGAUAAAAAAUAAAUAAAAUCAUUGUUAAAAUAAAAUAAAUAAUUCUUUACAUUGUACUCAAAUUGUAAAUUACUAUUUGUCUCAAUCAAAUGUAUAAAUAUUUACUUAUUACAAAAUUAUUAUAUAUAUUUUAUUUUUAAAAAAAUUAUAAGGUAACAAAAACGAGCAACCUCCAGUCACUACGUGACUACCCGAGUAUUACCACAAAAUUUGAAAAUAUGAUUUGAAUUUACCUGUUUAUUUAAAUCUAUACUAGAAAAUCAACUCUAAAAUUUUUUGUUUAUUUCUAUGAUCAUUGAAAUUUAAUGAGACCAAUCUCAUCAUUAACUCGCAAACUUAUUGAUUUCGAUGAUUGUAUAAUUAUGGGAUUCUUGAAAAAAAAUCUACACGGUCAAAUUUUUUUAUUAGUCGUCUUCUAUAUUUUUUUUCACUGCUACCAAAUUAACUUUUUUUAAUUUUUACUAUCAUAGAAGACAUGGCAUAGACGAAAUUUUUUUUAUUUUCUCUUGAUUAUAUAUAUAACAAUUAUAUAUAUUCAGUGACAGAAUAAUUAAAACAUUAAUUUAUUUAAAGAAAAUAAAUACGAUGGUCUUUUUUCCCGCGUAAUUUAAAUGUAAUUCGAAUGAUAUAGAUAAAUUGAUUUAUCUCGAUACUUGGUAAUAAGAAAGAGUUCAAACCAUGAAAAGGCACAAAUUCAAGACAAGACCUAUCUAAUGAUACCAAUUUCAAUAAUAUUAACUAAUUCUAUCAUAUAGAUAUGGAGGGAACUAAAUUUUUCUUAUUCUCUUAAUAAUAUAGAUAAUAAAAGCCAUUGAAUAAAAAAUGAAUGAAUGAAUUUAAUAAUUUUCGUUGACCGGAAAUUAGUUAAUCAGACACUGAAUUUCUUAAACGAGCAAAAGGUAAAUCAAGUGAGUAAUAGUGAAUUAAAUUGUUAAUGGUAGUUAAGAGAUAAAGUCAAUGCUUCUUAUACAUUAAUAUUUCAAACAAUUCAGUUCACUGAAGGGUUUUUUAUAUGCACGCAACAAAUAAUAAUUUA